Echinostoma caproni is the source of this 345-nucleotide messenger RNA. The record is from the annotation of a GenBank genome assembly. Lineage: Eukaryota; Metazoa; Platyhelminthes; Trematoda; Plagiorchiida; Echinostomatidae.
AUGUCUCUCCGCCUCUCUCGCUCCCCCCGCCUAACCGCAAAUCUCAAACAGGCACAGGAUAUGGAUACAACACUGGUGAAUCCGAAUUUUCAGUUUGCCAUGGAACAAUGUUAUUACACGAGGACUGAUUCAACCAAUAAGCUGUUAUUGUCCACUGUUAUCAAAAGCACUCUGCUAAGAGCCGACAAUGCUCCUGGUGAGGAGGAAAAACACUUUGAAUUGGGUGCCGUAGCCACUGAUCGCAGUCUCCUGGUUGGUGUGUACAACGCCGCCAUGUCAGUGAAACCUGGCGCGCAACAGUUGUUAAUUGAUAUGCGCGACUACUUGUUUGACAGAGGAAUGUGA